AGGAUCCUUUCAAGCAGAUGAAGGAUCUCAACCAGCUCAAGAAUCAACUGGAAGAUAUCCAGAAACGUGUGGAGACCGAAUUUGCAGCAGGAAUUCCACAGGGGGGCUCUGUGCUGGCAUCUCCCUUUUUGAAGGGGUUCCUGGCUGGGUACGUGGUGGCCAAGCUCCGCUCCUCAGCUAUCAUAGGAGUGCUACUAGGAACAUUCACAGGCAUCUAUGCUGCUCAGAACUAUCAGGUGCCCAACAUUGAAAGCACUCUGAAAGACUAUAUGAGUUUGUUUAGAAAAGGACCAAAGUAAUGGGAAGAACCAGGUCUAGGCUUCAUCUUCUAACUGCCAAAGGUCAAGGACACAACCACCACUUCUGUAGAUGCUCCCUUUUCAGAGGCUCAAACCUCUAUUGUGUAUACAGCACAAAGAAAGUUUGGAUUUAACUGGGUGUUGACGUGUCCGUUGGGAGUCCAGUGUGAAAGCCUGGGUUUGUUUUGGGUUUUGUUUAAAGGGUAUAUAAUCUACAUUCAGUGCCCUGGGAACAUCUGCUAUUCUCUCUGCUGAUCACUGUGAAUCAGAUUAUAAAGUGUGUAAAAGGUGAUAAGGUUCUGUACUUUGAGUGUAAGGUUACAUUGCAGGGAUAUUUGACUGCUUGCCUUAGUAAAGUUGCCUCGUACAGUAGCCAUCUAAUUGAUUUUGAAUCAAGGUUGUUAACAGCAAGACAGUGGUGCUUUCAUGUUUUGUAAUCACAAACAACUUUUAUCAGCUUAGAAUAUGAACAUAUCUUGAGAAUAUUAUGUUAUGGUUUAAUAGAUCUAGCCUAAUUUAGGGGAUUUAAAAAAUAAUUGUGUUGCCCAUUUAGAGGGUGUUUGUACUUUUAUUCCCCGGGGGGGUUCAUAACAUGCAGUAUUGAGAAUGAUUGUGAUCCAUGCCGUGGGGUCCAAGUCCCCAUCCCGUCACAGGACGUGGUGGAGGAAGAGGGUCCAGUGGGGUGGACUCCUAGGACUGAUGGUCCUGAUCUAUGGCUCCCAUGCCCCCCUAAUAGCCCUCACCAAGGUGGGUGGGCGGGUUCCCUUUAGCUCCUCCUCCUGUGUGCUUCUGAUAGAGAUAACCAAGCUUUUGGUGUCCCUAGCCACUCUGCUCCUGACUAGGGACCUGUCUGCCCUGCGUGCCCCCCUGUCCCUGGCCCUCGUGGCCCCCUAUGCAGUCCCAGCUGCACUCUAUGCCUUCAACAACAACCUGGUGGUCUUCAUGCAGAUCUACAUGGACCCCAGCUCCUUCCAGGUCCUCAGCAACCUGAAGAUCGCCUCCACGGCCCUGCUCUACUCCUCCUGCCUGGGGAAGAGGCUGCGGUCCGCCCAGUGGCUGGCCCUGGGGAUCCUCAUGGGGGCCGGGGUGUGUCACAGCUACAGCAGUCUGGAUCUGGAGUAUCCAGGGCAAACUGAGGACCAGGCAAGUUCCAGGCUUCACAUCACAGCCUGGGGCCUUGUUCUAGUGCUGGUUUACUGCUUCAUCUCAGGGCUGGCGGCCGUCUACACAGAGCGGGUGCUGAAGAGCCAGCGACUACCCCUAAGCCUGCAGAACCUGUACCUGUACGUGUUCGGAUUGGCCAUCAACUUGGUCUCCUACCUCUUAAGCAUGGGGGGAGAACAGGGUUUCCUGGAGGGUUACUCAGGGGUGGUGUGGGCCAUUGUGGUUGGGCAGGCAGCAAACGGGCUGCUGAUGUCAGUAGUGCUGAAGCAUGGCAGCGGCAUCACCAGGCUGUUUGUCAUCUCUUGCUCUAUGCUGGUCAAUGCUCUGCUCUCCUGGGCCCUACUGGGCCUGCAGCUCACCCCCAUCUUCCUGUUACCCACCUCUAUGAUUGGCCUGGCAACCUAUCUGUACUACAGUUAGCAGAACUCUGCCUAAACCUACCUGUAUUGGGUACAGUGGACCCCUGCUAACUGACUCCCAAUCCACCACCCCACCACAAUCUCUGGCAACACUUUUUACCAUAUGAUGCGUUGACAUUGAUUGACAUUAAGGUUGGAAUGUUUUUUUGGUUGGAGUGUUCUUUUCCCUUUUGAAAUGCGUUUUUAUUUUAGUGAUUCAGAUCCAGUAUUUUUCAUCUCAUGUCCCAAAUGGUCCAUUUAGUUUGAGUUAUUUGAAGUUUCUAAUUUGAUUGUCGAUUAUGUAAUAGAAGCUGCACUUCAGCUGAGAGUUACAGAGCCCUUCGUCACACCGUCACUGUUUUAUCUGUUAUGCAUAAUGUAUCGCCUACUUUUCACUUGCCUUUGAUUUCCAGGUCAAUCAAAUUCCUCCAUAUUCAUUCAAGCCUUUUCUUCAAUAUGUCAUGGGUAGUUGGAUUUGAGUAAUACGUCUCCGUUAUUUCUACAUUGUCACCCAACACUUCUUAAGAGUGGUGCUAUGAUUGUCAGUAUGAUCAUUUUAUUAGCAUUUGUCAUUACCUCUACCAAUGUCAAGACGUAUAGUACAGAAAGUGUUUAUGCAAUACUAUAUAUUAAAGAUAAAUAUUUCAA
Molecule: messenger RNA, 2509 nt
Organism: Salmo salar (Atlantic salmon)
Lineage: Eukaryota; Metazoa; Chordata; Actinopteri; Salmoniformes; Salmonidae
Gene: slc35a4
Product: solute carrier family 35 member A4
Biological process (GO): pyrimidine nucleotide-sugar transmembrane transport
Cellular component (GO): Golgi membrane
Molecular function (GO): pyrimidine nucleotide-sugar transmembrane transporter activity
Source: RefSeq, marked provisional